AUGACGAACACCGAGGAAGAACACCACUAUGUAAUAAGACUCACUUUCAAAACUACCAACAAUGAAGUAAAAUAUGAAACAUUGUUGGCCGGGCUUUCAAUAACUGAAGCACUAGGAGCUGUAGAAAUUGAAGUAAGAGUUGACUUCCAGGUGAUCAUUAACCAAGUUUUGGGAGAAUUCGAGGCAAAAGGUGGAGGCGAACCCCCUAAAGAAUAUGAAGAAGCCUUUGGCGGCAAUGCUGCUGGUGGAGAUGGUAGUGGUGGGGACGUUGGUGGUGGCGGUGGUGGUGAUGAUGGUGCUGGCUGUGGCGGUGGUGGUGGCAGCGAGUGGGCAUAUAAAGGUGGUGAGUGGUGCACUGAAGAUGUCGGUGGUGGAUGUGACUGUAGCUGCGGAGGUGGCGGUGAACAUAUGACAGGACAUGUUGCACAAUCACUGAUACAUAGUGCGCCAAUUGAAGGAACCCCAAUUUCAUGA
Molecule: messenger RNA, 474 nt
Organism: Juglans microcarpa x Juglans regia
Lineage: Eukaryota; Viridiplantae; Streptophyta; Magnoliopsida; Fagales; Juglandaceae
Product: keratin, type I cytoskeletal 9-like
Exons: 2
Coding region: 1-474 (157 amino acids)
Molecular function (GO): nucleic acid binding
Source: RefSeq, a predicted model, not a curated record